Molecule: messenger RNA, 1485 nt
Organism: Guyanagaster necrorhizus
Lineage: Eukaryota; Fungi; Basidiomycota; Agaricomycetes; Agaricales; Physalacriaceae
Exons: 17
Coding region: 389-1360 (323 amino acids)
Source: RefSeq, a predicted model, not a curated record
UACCAAUUAAACCGUAACCGGCUCCGCUAUUGCACGCGUCAAAGCACGGAUGUCUUUUACAUUUUAAUCUGAUACGAGCCUAUGGAUAGCGUCAGGCGCAGUCUGGCUCUAAGUUUUAGGCAUCACUUUUGAAAAGUCCAGGACAGGCUGGCACCUACAACUAUAUUUCACGGAUUUCAGGGUUGCGUUGCGACAUGCGCUUGUGUCGCAACACGACAGGCGUAUCGGUUUCCCACGCACUCCAGAUUUUUUGGUUCCCGGAUCUGUACUCCGAUCCGAUCUUUUUUCGAUUUUGAGAUGCUGAAUCCUGGGACCCUGAUUGUUGAAUAUCCUACCCUUCAAGUCUUCUUUCCCUAACCCUCACUUCGACUUCGCUGGCGUUGCUGCCAUGACCAGUCCUAUUGCGAUUACACAUGGACCAGCCCUAGUGGGGAUUUUCCUUGCAUGUAUACUCUACGGCAUAAUGCUGCUCCAGUGUUUUUCAUUCUGGACACAUUUCUCAAAAGACAGAGUAUGGCUUAAAUGCUACGUUGGGCUCCUGCUUUUCACCGAUACAUUAAGUACGAUAUUUGCAAUGUGGUGGAUAUACAAUCUGCUCGUAAACAAUUUCGAGAACCUCACUGCAUUUGCUAAUGCCGAUUGGCUUCUUGCGGCUGACCCUCCCCUCGUUGGUAUCACGGGGACGUUUUGCCAGCUUUUCUUUGCAUGGCGGAUAAAAGUGUUGACAGGCAAGUUGUGGCUUACUGCCAUUGUCGUCACGUUGUCUAUUAUUUCUGGGCUUUCCGCCAUUGGAUCUGGUAUCGCUGUUUCGUGGGUCGUCAAGCUAGCGGAUUUUACCAAAUUCGAAUCCAUCGGAUGCCUGUGGUUGGCCACAACGGCUGCCGUUGAUAUCCUUAUUACCGUUAUAAUGUCACUGAAUCUUAACCAACGACGAACCGGGUUCAGAGCGACGGAUAAAAUGCUCAAUAAAAUUGUGCGAGCGACCGUAGCGAACGGUCUGUUGACGACGGUAUUUGCUAUCGUGGAAUUGUCACUUUAUGUCGGAAAGCCUAAUACGGGCUUGCAUAUAGGAUUUAGCUUCGUUCUGCCGAAGCUUUACUGCAACUCCGUUCUUUCCAGCCUAAACGCAAGGAAGUCUACUUCACCGUCGUCAACGGACAACACGUCGAGUCAUAUAUCAGGGCAACGUCCACUCCCUGCUACCGGGGGACAUUCGACUCGAAAUGAUGCACUCGUCAUCACGGUGAACACGGAACACCAUGAAAUGUAUGAUCUUAACAACUACAAUGGCAAAGGCAACUCGGAAUGGGACGACAGCGCGGAGGCUGGUUCGCACCGAACCAAACAGAUCGAAGUUUAAAUGCUUCCCUCGUUUGCUUCUCGUGCUCGCUCUUUUGCAUGCUUUUGACUUGUCAGUGAUUAGAGGGCUGCGAGUAUAAGUUUGCUCUGGUUCAUACCCUCUGGAUUAGAUGUUAUACCAAGGGG